This is a messenger RNA of Cuscuta campestris, 2433 nucleotides long. The record is from the annotation of a GenBank genome assembly. NCBI's taxonomy places the organism in Eukaryota, Viridiplantae, Streptophyta, Magnoliopsida, Solanales, Convolvulaceae.
GGACGCCCUGGUAUGAAUCUAAGCUACAACUCCUCUCCCCUCCCGUCUCGCCGCUGCCGGAAAAGUCAGUACAAUCGAAGAAGCUCGUGCUGACCUCGGGCCUUUCAGAGGCAUCUGAUGAUCUCCGGGACAGUUAGCCACACGCCAUUUGGAGUGUUCAUCCGUGUCCGGGGAGUGUCCCUGUAACCCGACAUUCCCGAUUCUCAAUUUCGGGCAAAAUUUCGAGAAGUUCCUUUCGUUCUGUCUGUGCCUGCUGAAUCGUUUAUGAACACGAGCAGUUAAAAUUGUUCGCCAAUGUCAUGGUUUCGGAAUAGCUCUUUUCCGAAAAUGUCAUUGUUGAAGCUUUUUGUUUAAUGAAAUGAGUUAUUUUACAAAUUGAUUCUGUUAAUGCUGCAAUUCUCUGAAGGAUGCGUCUCAAGCUGGAGAAGAGAGCAUAGUGGCGAUGAAGACCACAUCUCAAGGUGGACAAAUUUUGUUUCUUUAUCCAAUUGAUAGACACGCUUUUUGAAACUGAAGAAGACAGCAGAAUGGCUCUGAAGAGCGCGGCUACUGGUUCUCUCUGGUCCAUUCGUUCAGUGUUCUUUGCUCUCUCAAUCAUCUGCUCUAUCUCCCUCUUCAUCUUUUUCUUCUCCAGUUUUAUUCCUAUGCUACGACCUCCUCGUAAUCUCCAAAGCACCACAAGUUCAAUUAAAGUGUUUGUUGCAGACCUCCCGAGAUCCCUCAACUAUGGCCUUCUUGAGCAGUAUUGGUCCAUAGACUCCGAUGCGAGGCUGGGAAGUGAAGUAGACAAUGAAAUUAGGAAGUCCAUUUUGUCUAAACGUUCGGACAAAUUUCCUCCAUAUCCCGAGAACCCACUGAUCAAACAGUACAGCGCGGAGUACUGGAUAUUGGGUGAUCUUAUGACUCCUCCAGAAUUGAGAAAAGGGUCGUUUUCUGAAAGGGUGUUUGAUGCUAAGGAUGCUGAUGUGAUUUUAGUGCCAUUUUUUGCAACAUUAAGCGCUGAAAUGCAACUGGGGCUGAAUAAAGGAGCAUUUCGGAAGAAGGUAGGGAAUGAUGACUAUAAGAGGCAGAAAUUGGUUGUUGAUUUAUUGAAGCAGACUGAGGCCUGGAAACGCUCAGGAGGCCGUGACCAUGUAUUUAUCCUCACUGACCCUGCUGCAAUGUGGCAUGUUAGAGAGGAGAUUGCUCCAGCAGUUCUCCUAGUAGUCGAUUUUGGUGGUUGGUACAAGCUUGACUCAAAAACAGCCAAUGAGAACACAACAAAUAUGAUACACCACACUCAAGUUUCAUUGCUGAAGGAUGUGAUCGUGCCCUACACACAUUUACUCCCUAAAUUGCAGUUAUCAGAAAACCGGAGACGCCCUACACUUCUUUACUUCAAAGGAGCUAAGCAUAGGCACCGGGGAGGCCUCGUUCGAGAAAAACUAUGGGAGUUGCUGGUUGAUGAGCCUGGAGUGAUAAUGGAAGAAGGGUUUCCCAAUGCCACAGGGAAGGAGCAGUCGAUUAAGGGUAUGAGAACAUCUGAGUUCUGCUUGCACCCAGCAGGAGACACACCCACCUCAUGCAGGCUUUUUGAUGCCAUCCAAAGUCUCUGUAUCCCUGUCAUUGUUAGCGAUGAUAUUGAGCUCCCAUUCGAAGGUAUGAUUGAUUAUUCAGAAUUUUCAGUCUUCAUAGCAGUAAGUGAUGCACUCCGACCAAACUGGCUCGCGAGCCAUCUGAGGAACUAUUCUCGUAUCCAGAAGGAUAAAUUUCGCGAAAAUCUGGUGCGAGUCCAGCCCAUCUUUGACUACGAGAGCGGUCAACAAGGUGGGGUAGGUCCAAUUCCUGCUGGUGGUGCUGUGAACCACAUUUGGGAAAAAGUUCAGCAAAAAAUACCCCUGAUCAAAGAAGCAAUUGUCCGAGAGAAAAGGAAACCUCCAGGAGUAUCUGUUCAGCUUAGGUGCCAUUGCACUUGAAGAAAUGAUACUCCCUUUGUCCCAGUGUAUUUGUUUACUUUGACUUUUUCGAGUCAAGUAAUAUGAACUUUGAACUUCAAUUAAAAAAAUUAUAAUGUAUAUUAAUAUAAAAUUGAUUUUAUUAGAUUUAUCUUGUUGAGAACUUUCAAAAUUUUAUUUCAUUGUAUUAAUAUUCAAUACAAAUUGAGAGUAAUUGAAGCACAAAGUUUGUGGAAUUUGAUUCGAUAAAGUCAAACUGGACAAAUACACUGAGACAGAGGUAGUAUCUUCUCAACAACAUUUGACACUUGAACAUCACUUCUUGUUGUGUACUACUCCCUCCGUCCUGAAGUAUUCGUCCAGUUUUGACUUUUGGAACUGUUCAUUUAAGCACUUUGACUCAUCAAAUUCUCUCAAUGUGUAAGCCUAAAUAUAGUCAUGUGUGAUCUUGUUUGAUUUGUCUUAACAUAUAGAUUAUUAAUAUAUAAUUUCUAUAAUU